AUGGUCCUGUACCUUAGAGCAGUUAAGGAGAUACUAUCCAACUUCAUUGACUUUGAGAUAUCUCAAGUUCCCAGCGCUCUCAAUGCUUGGACAAAUGCCCUCGAGCAUCCCAGCAUCUCGAAGCCUCCAAAGACGAUCAUGCAAACUGAGGUGCCUGUGAGGCCCAUCGGCUACCUUUUUGGUGUGCCUCUCUCCUUUGUGAUAGAUAACAACACUCAGUUUGAUAGAGGAGGCUUCCGAAGCUUUUGUGAAGAGUGCAACAUCUGCCUUAAGUUCUCUUCGGUCGCCCACCCUAAUUGCAAUGGACUAGCCGAAGCUGCUAACAAAUGCAUUCUCAAUGCUCUAAAGAAGAAGGUGGACGAGGAUGUUGGAAAUGGGGUCGAAGAGCUACCAAGUAUUUUGUGGCCUUACCACACGACUCACAAGAACUUUACAGGGGAAACCCCCUUCAAGCUAACCUAUAGGGCCGGGGCGGUUACCCUAGUAGAAGUCAGCAUACCAAAAAUCCAACUACAACUCUUUGAUGAGGAUUUGAAUUCAGAAGGGAUUCGAGUCGGGCUCGACCUCCUAGACGAAGUUUGA
This is a messenger RNA of Asparagus officinalis (garden asparagus), 582 nucleotides long. RefSeq lists its product as uncharacterized. Lineage: Eukaryota; Viridiplantae; Streptophyta; Magnoliopsida; Asparagales; Asparagaceae. Bases 1 to 582 code for a protein of 193 amino acids. Gene Ontology annotation, biological process: DNA integration. The record is from RefSeq and is a predicted model, not a curated record. The transcript has 2 exons. Gene Ontology annotation, molecular function: nucleic acid binding.